Molecule: messenger RNA, 784 nt
Organism: Nematolebias whitei (Rio pearlfish)
Lineage: Eukaryota; Metazoa; Chordata; Actinopteri; Cyprinodontiformes; Rivulidae
Product: nucleoside diphosphate kinase B
Exons: 5
Coding region: 103-561 (152 amino acids)
Biological process (GO): GTP biosynthetic process; CTP biosynthetic process; UTP biosynthetic process
Molecular function (GO): nucleoside diphosphate kinase activity
Source: RefSeq, a predicted model, not a curated record
CACUCGAGUUAAAACACACGUCACAGCUUUUGCUCGUUCUUCUUCCACGUCGUGUCUGUGCUCUGUAGUGUGUCUCACCGAGUCCUUCCUUGGCAAAUAAUCAUGACUGAGCUGCAGGAACGAACCUUCAUCGCCAUCAAGCCUGACGGCGUGCAGCGAGGCAUCAUCGGAGAGAUCAUCAAACGGUUUGAGACGAAGGGCUUCAAGCUCGUGGCCAUGAAGAUGCUCCAUGCCUCUGAGGAGCUCCUGAUGAAGCACUACAUUGACCUGAAGGACAAACCUUUCUUCCCUACUCUGGUCAACUACAUGAGCUCAGGUCCACUGGUUGCCAUGGUGUGGGAAGGUAAGGGCGUUGUGAAAACAGGCAGAGUGAUGCUGGGUGAGACCAAUCCUGCAGACUCUAAACCUGGAACCAUCAGAGGAGACUUCUGCAUCGAUGUUGGCAAGAACAUCAUCCAUGGCAGCGACUCUGUGGAAAGUGCCAACAAGGAGAUUUCCCUGUGGUUCCAACCCGGGGAGCUGGUCACCUACACCAGCUGUGCCUUCAGCUGGCUCUACUGAGCUGCUCUGCAGAAUCCUCCCUUUACUCAAACCCUCACCUCUGCGACUUGGGUUUCCUGUAGACACACCCCACAUUCCCUCAUCUUCAUUCUCUGGCCUCUGAAGGGGGUCCACAUCCAUUCCUGUUCAAACAUUCCAUACUGUCCUGAAAUGUCCACAGCCGACGACGUGAAACUGACAUUUUUGAUAAUCUGCUCCAAUAAAUGGUCCACAGAACCUGUAA